This is a messenger RNA of Bactrocera dorsalis (oriental fruit fly), 1056 nucleotides long. RefSeq lists its product as uncharacterized. Bases 1 to 1056 code for a protein of 351 amino acids. The transcript has a single exon. Gene Ontology annotation, molecular function: nucleic acid binding; zinc ion binding. Lineage: Eukaryota; Metazoa; Arthropoda; Insecta; Diptera; Tephritidae. The record is from RefSeq and is a predicted model, not a curated record.
AUGUCAGAGCAUGAUGAUUUGCUCGCUUUAACGGAGGAGAUUUUUAACAACAUUUGCAUCAAACUAAAACGCAAAAUGUCAGCGUUUAGCGAACUUCCCAUCCAAGAAUGCAGCCAUGCACCAGACAUGCGUUUGGAUCCCGUCUCCAUUCCGAGCUUUGACGGACAGCCGUCCAAUUGGUUAGCGUUUAAUGAUAUGUUUGAGACGCUGGUUCACAACAGAAGUGACUUGCAGCCCACCUAUAAACUGGGAAAAUUGAGACAAUAUGUGAAGGCGGAAAAUGUUCCUUUAGUCGGUGGUUUGUACACAGGUGGUUAUGAAGAAGUCUGGGCUGAACUGAAACAACGUUACGACAACCCCCGUACUCUUUCGGAACAUCAUGUUCAGCAUCUUCUAGACUUACCAACUCACCCAUCAGAAUCUCGAGCUACGCUACUUAAUUUUGUGGAUAGUGUACGUAAUUCCUUCAGAGCGCUUGAAUUGAUGAAUGUGCCAGUAAAACAGUGGGAUGCUAUAGCCGUACCACUGCUACUACCGAAACUGCCGAUUGUUACUCGAACCGAGUGGGGAAUGAGCCUAAAAUCCAAUGAAAUUCCGAAAAUGGAAGAAGUGAUCAUGUUCGUGGAACGGCGUGCAGCAAACCUGCCGACAUCGUCGCCAAUUGUUCCACAUAUUUCAAGCGGACGCACAUCCAGUCGUGUCGUGAAGGCGCAUCUGACUAUGAACUCCGGAAAAAUUCUUAAUCCAUUGGUAGCAUCUGACAAGGCAACGAAUUGCCCAUCUUGUAAUGAGUUUCAUCGCAUUACGAAAUGUCAAACGUUUCGUAACCUUCAACUUGACGGACGCUGGGACUUGGUGAAGCAGGCAUCAUUAUGUUUCAAUUGCCUCAAGGCCGGCCAUCGUAAUCGCGACUGUCUAUCUGGUUUAUGUCUCAACUGCCAACAGAAACACAAUACUCUUCUAUGUAGAAGGCCCCAGCAGAGGAGCGUUGAAGGUACUUUCUCCAGAUUUACUCCUGGAGCGUCGGCUACAACACCAAUAGUGUCCCAAGAGUGA